AAACCUAUUUAUGUUUUUGCCAUUUUUUUAAGAUAAACUGAGGUAUUUUUAAAACGAAGUUUAUUAUAACAAAUUUAGACAUUUAGUUAAUUUUUAAACUAUAGUGGCCUUUUACUAUCAAUAAACAUAAGUACUACAUUUUUAUAAAACAUGCCUAAAUCACUGGAUAAGACAAAGGGCGCAAAGAGGAAAAAGACCCCAAACAAUUCCACCGCUAACACAGAAAGUGAUACAAGUUUAUCAAAACCAGGCCCAAAGAAGAAAAAACUGCAGAAGAAACGUGCUAUAGAAGGGAUUGGAAUGUCGAAACAACUUGCUGCGCAAGUGCAAAAUAAGCAGCAAUCGCGGACAUGUAGACCAUCAAAAACCAACGCAGCACCGAGAGUUUGCGGGAACGGCAAACCCAUGCCAUCUUUAGCAGAAUUAGAAGCCAUGUACGCCACAGACUCUGACGACGAUGGAGACCCACCUAAAACAGCACCUGCUGAAGAAAGAUGUGUCACACCUGAACAGAAGCCUAUUAUAACCGAUGAACAGAACUUAAACUCCCCUACAACACUAAAGCUUAUAACAUCGAAAGUAAUAGAUUUGCUUUCAAAAACAAUUGUACUUGAUGAUGAUGUUCCAAAGCCAAUUAAACCCCAAAAACGACCAAAGAAAAGUGAUAUACCAUAUAUUGUUGGAUGUCGAGAGCGAAAACAAGUGCCAUGGGCACCCAAAACUAAGUUUUGUGUUGGUAGUGAGAAAUAUGGUGUGGAAGAUAGUUGCUCAUCAGAUGACGAGGAUUGUUGUCCAAAAAAGCGAAGAAAAAGAGGUGAAAAAAUGAACCUUUCAAAAUCCAUUUUCAAUGCCAAAAGCGAUGAAAUAGCUGAAAGACUGAAAGAACAUGAAAACCUAGAAAUAGUCCGCAACUGCAGUCCUGGCAGUAAUGAAACAGUUACAUAUGAAUUUAAUGAUGGGAGCACAAACAGAUACUUUGAGCCAUUACCUAGUACAUCCAGAGAUGAAGAAACUAUUAUGCAAAAUGAAAAACGAUUUAAUGAAAGCUUACAAUGUGAAAGUACUUCUAAUGACAGCCAAAAUUAUGUUGAAGUGAUUGAAGUACCUUGUGAAACCAUUGUUAUAAAUGACACCUUAACAAAUAGAGAAACAUCACUUAGCCAUGAACAGACUCUAGAUGAUGAUUGCUGCAUUCUUGUUGAACCAGAAACUAAAAGAAAAAAGAAUGAGAUUGAUAACUAUAUAAAGACUGGUUCACCACAAGAGGACAUUUACAGCUCAAUAGAUCUGACUCAAACACUUGAUAGUGAGGUUUAUGUAAUUGGAGAUGAUGAUAUUGAUGAUGUGAUUGCUCAGAACAAAGCUAUACUGGGAACAGAUCUUAAAGGCAACCAUGAUGAAUUACCAUCUGUAAUUGUUGUAAAUCCAGAUGACAUAAAGGUACAAUCAUCAAACAAUCAAGAUACAUCUCAUACUGAUGAAAAUAUACCACAAACUGGUACUAUUAGUCCUGUCAACUGUAAUGAUACAGUAAACAUCCCUAGUGAUAAUAUAGCAACAGAUCAAACACCACGAAGCAUUAGUAAUGAGAUUUUUAAUGUAGUUAACAAUUUCUUCACUCAAUCCCAGGCUUCACCAAGUACAGGUACACAAGCACAAGAGAUUACAAGAAGCAGAAUAUCCUCAUUUGUAUCGUGGAUGUCAUCAAUAGCUUUUAGUGGUCGCCAAAAUCAAAAUAAUGUUGCUAAUACUAGUGACGUGAUUUUUGUGGACAAUACACAGACACAAAGACAAAAUAAUCAAAAUCCCAUUCCAAAUACUGAAACCAGUCAUCUAACAAGCAUUAACAACAGGAUACUGUCCAAUAGUCCAUCUCAUAGAAAGAGAAGCAAUAACAAUACCCAACCAAGUCCAAGUGAUAGAACACCACAGAUUCUAUCCAAUAAACCACAUCAAGAUAGUCAACCUAGCAGAAGUCUAGGUGAUUGUCCAAUAUGUAUGGACAGCCUUGCAAGUACUACUGUUGCUUCAACUAUCUGUGGACAUGUAUUCUGUAUGGCUUGUAUAAAAGCUGCUGUAAAAGCUAAUGGGAAAAAAUGUCCUACAUGUAGAAAAGCACUUAAAGGUGUGGGUUACCAUCAGUUGUUUUUGUAAUUUUUUAGUUUUUAUUUUAUUUUUGUCCUGUGCCAUGAUAUUUUUAUAACUUAUAUUAUAGUGUAAAUAUUAUCGAGGCCUAGAACUUGUCCUGAAGAUUUUUAAAUUAAGUACCUAUAAAAGGGUAUAAAUCUGUGAUUGUAAAAUUAAUUAAUUUUAAUUUUAUAUUGCAAAAUGCAAUACCACUUUAAUAUUUAAUUUUGUUCUGGAAGUUAAUAUAAACAUUCCUAUUUUUCUUAUGAAAAUACCUACUACCCUAUUCAAUGUAAAAUAUCAGUAUUUUACAAUGUUUCAAUUGAGAAACAUAAAAAGAUAUUGCAUAAUGGCCCCGAUUCCUGCAAACACCGCCUAAUUUUAUUUUAAGUUAUAUCCGUCAUUUUCAUAUCCGUCGACAAGGAAAGGGACGGAUGAUUCACAGCUCUUAAUUUUAGAAAGAAUGAGUAAAUGAAUGUGUCGGGUUAUUGACUGAUGUAAAAUUUUUAGACGGUUGGUUUAGAUUUGUGCUUAAAAUUGACGUGUGUUCCAUAAAUUUUAUGCUUGUCAAUUACCCGUCCCUUUCCUUUUCGGCGGAUAAGAAAAUGACAGAUAUAACUUAAAAUAAAAUUAGAUGGUAAUUACAGGAAUUAGCACCAAUGUCAGAUGUAAUACCUAAGUGUGAAUAAAAGAUAUGGUAGUGAAGCAAAUUAAAGUUAAAAGAUGUGAUGUCUUUACUCUUGUCUUUCAAAAAACAUGGAUGUGGAAACAUUCACUGGGUAUGCAUUCUAUGCAUUAUUAUUCAACAGUAUAUUUUUUAGUUGUACUGAUUAAAUGUGAAAGUAACAUGUA
Molecule: messenger RNA, 2979 nt
Organism: Pectinophora gossypiella (pink bollworm)
Lineage: Eukaryota; Metazoa; Arthropoda; Insecta; Lepidoptera; Gelechiidae
Product: probable E3 ubiquitin-protein ligase bre1
Exons: 1
Coding region: 151-2154 (667 amino acids)
Source: RefSeq, a predicted model, not a curated record